Molecule: messenger RNA, 1777 nt
Organism: Aspergillus brunneoviolaceus CBS 621.78
Lineage: Eukaryota; Fungi; Ascomycota; Eurotiomycetes; Eurotiales; Aspergillaceae
Product: flavin-containing monooxygenase
Exons: 2
Coding region: 1-1731 (576 amino acids)
Molecular function (GO): NADP binding; N,N-dimethylaniline monooxygenase activity; flavin adenine dinucleotide binding
Source: RefSeq, a predicted model, not a curated record
AUGCAUCGCGAGCUCAAAGAAUUCUCCCACCCCCAUGGCUCCACGGGCAUCUACGAGGAAAACCUCCAGGUAGAUGUCCUCAUCGUGGGCGCCGGGUUCAGCGGCAUCUACAUGCUGCACGAGCUGCGCAAACAGGGCCUUAAAACCGUCGUCUACGAGGCAGGCUCCGACCUGGGCGGCACGUGGCGGUUCAACUGCUACCCCGGAGCACGAGUCGACUCGCAGGUGCCCCUAUACCAAUUCUCCAUCCCCGAGACCUACAAGGACUGGACCUGGACCACCAACUACCCCGACUACCAAGAGCUGCGGGCCUACUUCGACCACGUCGACAAGGUCCUCGACAUCAAGAAGGACGUCGCCUUCGGCAGCGUCGUCGUCGACGCCCAGUUCGACACCAGCCAGAGCCGCUGGGUCGUCAAGACCCAAGACGGCCGCACCGCGUACGCCAAGUAUUUCAUCGCCGCGGCGGGCGUCUCGUCCAAGCGCUACAUCCCGGAGUGGGAGGGGAUCGAGAACUUCAAGGGCCCCAUCCACCACACCUCCUUCUGGCCGGAGCACGAGGUCGACGUGCGCGGCAAGCGCGCCGCCAUCAUCGGUACGGGCGCCUCGGGCGUGCAGGUCACGCAGGCGUGGGGCCCGCAAGCCGGCCACCUGAAGGUCUUCCUGCGGUCGCCCAACUACUCCAUCCCGAUGCGCCGCAAGGAGCUCACCGCGGACGAGCAGAACCAGCUCAAGCCCAUCUACCCGCAGCUGUUCGACCUGCGCGAGAAGACCUUCACGGGCGCGCUGGUGGACUUCAGCGAGCGCAGCGCCCUCGAGGACUCCGAGGCUGAGCGCGAGGCCUUCUACGAGCAGCGCUACCAAGCCGGCGGCUUCGACUUCUCCACCGCCAACUACAAGGACACGAUGCUCAACCCGGUCGCCAACCGCUACCUGUACGAUUUCUGGGCCAAGAAGACGCGGGCGCGCCUGAACGACGAGCGCGUCCGAGACCUGCUGGCGCCCGUCGAGCCGCCCUACUUCUUCGGCGGCAAGCGCUCCUCGCUGGAGACGGACUUCUACGAGCAGUUCAACCGCGACACGGUCGAGCUGGUCGACGCCAAGAGCAACCCGAUCGUCGGCUUCACCGAGACCGGCAUCCGGAUGCAGGACGGCACCGUGCACGAGGUCGACGUCGUGUGUCUGGCGACCGGGUUCGACACCACCACCGGCAGCAUGAUCAACCUGGGCGUCCGCAGCAUCCACGGCACCACGCUGCAGGAGGACUGGUCGCAGGCCGCCGAGACCUACCUGGGGCUGACGGUGGCCGGCUACCCCAACCUGUUCCACCUGUACGGCACCCACGCGCCCACCCUGUUCAGCCAGGCCGUGACCACCAUCGAGGUGCAGGGCCGCUGGAUCGCCGACGCCAUCAAGCAGAUGGAGCGCCAGGCCAUCCGCUCCAUCAACCCCUCGCGCGAGGCCGCCCACGCCUGGAAGCUGCAGAUCCGCGCCUUCCAGAACGCCAGCUUCUUCCCCACCGUCCACUCCACCUACAUGGGCGGCUCCAUCCCCGGCAAGCCUUUCGAGUUGGUGUCCUACCCGGCCGGAAUGCCCAUGUACGCGCGGCAGAUCCGCGACGCGCUGCCCGCGUUCCCGGGGUUCGAGGUCGUGAAGGCCGACGGGGAGAAGCGGUUGUUUGGGAUGCCGCCUUCGUCGGCCAAGGAAGAUCUUGCGAAGCAGGAUAGCUAGGUGGUUUUGUUACUGUAGUUCACUAAUGAUUAUGUUUUUUGUUGUG